AUGCAGGUCCUCGUCGUUGCCGCCGUGCUGGCUGUCGCCGCCGCCGCCCCGGCACCGGAGACGCCGGGCUACAAGCCCGCUCCGGCCCCCUACCACCCGGCCCCUUCCUACAAGCCGGCCUCUUACCACCCGGAGCCCCAGUAUAAGGAGGAGGCCAAGCCGUUCGCCUACGACUACGCUGUCAACAAUCACUACACAGGCACCGACUUCGCCAAGAAGGAUGAGAGCGAUGGCCACAACACCCAGGGAUAUUACUCGGUGGCUCUGCCCGACGGCCGUGUCCAGGACGUCAAGUACGUCACCGACAACUACGGCGGCUACAACGCUGAGCAUAACUGGCUGAUGACCCGCUGGUGUGACUGA
Molecule: messenger RNA, 363 nt
Organism: Pollicipes pollicipes
Lineage: Eukaryota; Metazoa; Arthropoda; Thecostraca; Pollicipedomorpha; Pollicipedidae
Product: cuticle protein 7-like
Exons: 3
Coding region: 1-363 (120 amino acids)
Cellular component (GO): extracellular matrix
Source: RefSeq, a predicted model, not a curated record